AUGAGAAGUGUCAAGAGUGCAAAUUCUAGAAGACCUAUGUCUACCAUUCCGAAGGCAUAAUCAUAGAUCAUGGAAAUUGGUUUGUCUCCACAAAUCAGAAGGUUCGUUCCUAGUAUGCACAACCUACUUGAAACUUUGUAUGCCAAGAAAUGUGAAGAAUUAAAGAUUCAGUUACAACCAGAUCAAAUGGCGAGAUUUCAAGAAAAGGUUUUGACUUAAUAUUAAGGACACACAAUUGAUUUAUCAGAAUUAUCAUUGCCUGCCAAUUGCAUACCCCUAAUCAAUAAAGUUGUAAAAAAUAUUCCCUUUGUCGUUCUUUCACAAAAUCCACUCUAUGAUGGGAUAAGAAAUCUAUAACUUCCCAUGGUCAGUUUGACCUUAUGUAAUUGUGGAAUAGGUCCUAGAGGAUUGGCAGUUCUUUUCCAAACUCUUUCAAUCAAUCAAACACUCUAUAAUCUCAAUAUUGGCAAUCCCUUUUCAAACGAGAGGAAUAGACUUGGUUUAGCCUUGAAUCAAUUGGCCGAAGCAUUGAAAAAAAAUAGAAUUUUAGCCAUUUUGGAUAUCAGCGGUUGUGGCAUUUAUGAUUUAAGAAAAUUAAACAGUGCAUUUGCAGAGAACCGUAAUCUAUUGCACAUAAAUGUUUCUGACAAUGAACUUAAAGAUGCUCUCAUCUUGCCACCCUAUUUGGAGAGAUUGGAAGCUCAGAAUAACAUGUUUGGAUAACAGGUAGUGCAAAUAUGUGAAUAACUGAGACAAGGUUCUGAUUCUGUUCAUGCACGAGAAAUCAAUCUCAAAAGAAAUAAAUUAACAAUUCAUCAUUUGUUUGCUAUAUUAGAACAAAUUGAGAGAAAUACUCAUUUAAAUAAAUUGACACUAGAUGAGAACACGUUUAUAGGGGAGAACAAUAUUUGCAUAUGCAAUUAUCUUGUGUAUAACAACCACCUUGAAUAUUUGUCAUUGAGGAAUUGUUCAUUGACUCAGAACUUUAUCGAACAAUUGGCAUCUGGAUUAUGUAGAAAUGGAAGCUUAAAAACCUUGGAUAUUAGUAAGAACAUCAUUGGAGAUCAAGGAGCUUUGGCACUUGUAUAAGGAUUCUAGGGAUCAUGCAAUCUGAAGAGUAUUGUUAUGAAAAGAUGCGGUUUAACUGAUUUGAGUGGAUUAGAACUAUUCAAAACAUUUCUAAAAUCCAAUAUUUAAGAGUAUGAUUUCUCAAAUAAUCUUAUGGGAGAUUAGACUGCUAUGUAUGCAAUUUAAUUGAUAAAAAAGAACAAGGACAUCAUCAAGAUGAGUUUUAAAAAGAAUCUCAAUUCAUAUGAGACAAACUAAUAAAUUGAAAAAUUACUAUACGAUAACAUCUAAGAUAGAAAAAGAAAUGUUAUUCCUCAUCUACGUCACAAAGUCUAAGGAAUGACUGAUUACAGAGAACAAUAGGAUUUUGUUGAUAAGAAAAAAGAACAGCUUUCUAUGAAAAAGACACAAGCAGAAAGUGAUUUUAAGUUUGCUUAAUCUCAAGUAGUUUUAUGUCAAUAAGGAGCCAAAGAACGCACCUAGGCAGUUGAAGAACGAUUGACCAAAUUAAGGGAAGAAGCACAAUAAUUAACCACGUAACAGUUGAAUUUAGAUAAAUUUCUCUGGAAUCAAAUUGCAGUUAUUGAAGAUGAGUAGAAAUUAAUUGCUGACAACAUCAAAAAUGAAAAUGCAUCAAUUGUAAACUUAAAUAAACAAAUCUAAGAUACAUAAAGUAAAUCAAAAUCAAUUGUUUAAUUUUACAAAUAACAGAUGGAGAAUCUAAGAUUACAAGAUGGAAUCACAAAGAGAAAGGUAGAUCAACUAUAACAAGAAUAUAAUAGCGUUUUGGCCUAAUUUGAAUUUGUUAAAAAAUAGUAACAGAAACCAAUUAUUAAAAAAUGA
This is a messenger RNA of Paramecium tetraurelia, 1911 nucleotides long. RefSeq lists its product as uncharacterized. The record is from RefSeq and is a predicted model, not a curated record. The transcript has 2 exons. Gene Ontology annotation, molecular function: GTPase activator activity; small GTPase binding. Gene Ontology annotation, biological process: activation of GTPase activity; nucleocytoplasmic transport. Gene Ontology annotation, cellular component: perinuclear region of cytoplasm; nucleus; cytosol. Lineage: Eukaryota; Ciliophora; Oligohymenophorea; Peniculida; Parameciidae.